Spizellomyces punctatus DAOM BR117 is the source of this 1091-nucleotide messenger RNA. RefSeq lists its product as uncharacterized. The record is from RefSeq and is a predicted model, not a curated record. Bases 78 to 884 code for a protein of 268 amino acids. The transcript is spliced from 3 exons. NCBI's taxonomy places the organism in Eukaryota, Fungi, Chytridiomycota, Chytridiomycetes, Spizellomycetales, Spizellomycetaceae.
CUCAUCGUUUUUAAAAGGACGGUCUUUUCCAGCGAGGCCUCCCCCAUUGGCAAACAAGACUCUCGGCCGUUGCAAAGAUGGCACAUCCUACUCUUCUCCGUUUGGGAAACACCAUUGUUUAUCUCUUCUUCUUGUCUUCAUCCAUUUACAACGUCGUGGGCCCUGACGCAACUGAUAUCGGUUAUGGGAAGCAUCCUACAUAUCUUACACCCGCUCCAUUUGCAUUUGCCAUAUGGGGACUGAUCCACACUCUGUUUCUGGGGUUCGUCAUUUGGCAGUGGCUGGGCGACAGCGAAGAAAUCGUUGUCGAGGGCUACGGCAGCUAUUUCAUCAUUGCGGGCCUUUUGACAUCGCUCUGGCAUAACAAUUGGGAGUCCGGCCACCUGAUCUUGUCUCUCCUCAUCCUUCUUUUCGCUUCAGCUUCAAUUACGAUUGUUUACCACAACCUCAGGAAUAUUCCGCCAAGGACAUAUACUCAAUCCCUUUUUGUUCACGCUCCGAUUUCUCUCUAUCACGGCUGGCUAGUGUUUGUGACGUGGCUCAACAUCUUUGCGAUCUUCACAACCGUCCACGACCCUGCCCAUCCUCCGUUGUUGCACCGUGUUUUGGUCUUUUUGGUCUUGCUCCAAUUGACCGGAACGGCUGUGGCAUACACAGAGUUCAAAAACCGUGACGUUGGAGAUAUUCCUGGUGCUUUUACGAUCGCCUGGGCGCUCUUUGGAGUUGCUGCUGGCCAGCAGAGCAAGUUUAUCAGCAUCUCCGCGCUGGUUAUGGGCAUAAUCGUCCUCCUCUACGCGUUUAGGCCACAAGUUAUCAAGCGGAGAAUCGGCGGUGGCGAAAGGCAGCCACUUUUGGGGAGUGCGGCCCCGGACGAACAAGUUUAAGCGGUCAUGACGAUACUGGUCGGUUCAGACGAAUAACUAACAUUUUCUUCUUCAUUCCCACUUCAAUUGGAUAGUAUCUCAGAUAGUUGAAAACAUCACAAAAUCUGUACAUUUACAGUGUCUAUAGUAUCUCAAAAUGUCAUUUAAGUUUGUUUCAUUUUCUGUACGAUUCCGUUGUGUCAAAAAUGGUAGUGUUGCCAUAGCGGA